AUAAGGUUGAAACUUCAACAAUUGUGAAUUGUUGGGUAAAAACUGGAAUCCUUCCGGCAUUAUCUGGUGAUGAAAUUAAAGACUUGGCGGAUUUUGAAAAAGAUGAAAACGAUGAAUUGAUCAUAGACCUAACAGCAAAUUCAUUAGACCCGACAAUCGAACGUGAAAUAAAUAACUUCAAUAAUCUAAAUAAUUCUCAAAUACUUACAGAGGAUGUUCUUAAUGAAAUGCAAAUUAUGCAUAUUGUAUUAGAUGAACAACGAGAAUAUGAAGAAGGUGACGCAAGUGACACAGAUGAUAAACCACCCAAAGUUCCUGUCGUGGAAGGACUAAAUG
Messenger RNA from Racocetra fulgida, 336 nucleotides. Lineage: Eukaryota; Fungi; Glomeromycota; Glomeromycetes; Diversisporales; Gigasporaceae. The record is from the annotation of a GenBank genome assembly.